AUGGAUCCCCCCUCGCCAGCACCGUCAAACCUGGGUGGAGUCCUCCAAUACGACCUGGAGCAGAUCGCACAGUACAACAACGCGACGUCGAAUCCGCGAGAGACGAUAGCCACGUACAGCCCGUACGACUCGCAGCCUCACUCGCGCUUCACCAGCCCGAUGCCCCAACAGAUGCAGUACGGCCACGGGACCCCCCUUACCCAAGAUGCCUACGGAAGCCCUUACCACUACCAGGAUUACAGCCCGACCCCGUACCCUGACCUGCCCUUACAACAGACCCCCAACCACUCAUACAGCACACCUGCAACAUCACCACCCACACCACCCACAUCAGCAUUAGCGUCAGGGGUAACAACACGCAGAGGGCGCGCCAUGUCGCGGCAGCAGAUGGACCACGACCCCCUGGGCGCACGAUCAACCCGUGUGGAGAAAUCGACGACGCCGCGAGCAAAACCCAAGGGCAAGAAGAAGAAGAAGAAGGCGGUGGGUGAUGAUGAGGAUGGUCUCGGUCUGGAGGCGCCAUUGUCGGUGCUGUGCAAGGACAUAACCCACAUCAAGGACACCGAUAUUGAAUCAUACGUGCAUCGGUCCAUCGAGGUGCGGCACGAGGAGGUGGAAAAUUCCAAAGAUCGCAAAAUAAAGCGGCCUAUGAACGCAUUCAUGCUGUACCGAAAAGCCUACCAAAACCGCGUCAAGGCGCUGCGGUCGCACGACAACCACCAGAUUGUGUCGAAGGUGUGCGGCGCCAGUUGGCCCAUGGAAUCAGACGAAACUCAGAGUCAGUUCAACGAGUGGGCCAAGACGGAACGCGGCAUGCACGCUGCAGCAUGGCCAAACUACCGCUUUACCCCUGCCAAGGCGAAAUCCAAGAAGAAGCCCGGUGCUCCGGGUUCCGACGAUGACGGAAGCGAUCUCAACGACUGGGACUACCAACAUGAGCCGUGGGAAGAGCGACUCACUUGGCCGAAUGGUCUCCCCCGGGCGCUCAGCGCAUCAGCGGUAGGGCCGCUAGCAACGAUCCAGAUGUGA
Messenger RNA from Pseudomassariella vexata, 1029 nucleotides. RefSeq lists its product as uncharacterized. NCBI's taxonomy places the organism in Eukaryota, Fungi, Ascomycota, Sordariomycetes, Amphisphaeriales, Pseudomassariaceae. Bases 1 to 1029 code for a protein of 342 amino acids. Gene Ontology annotation, biological process: regulation of transcription by RNA polymerase II. The record is from RefSeq and is a predicted model, not a curated record. Gene Ontology annotation, cellular component: nucleus. The transcript has 2 exons. Gene Ontology annotation, molecular function: RNA polymerase II cis-regulatory region sequence-specific DNA binding; DNA-binding transcription factor activity, RNA polymerase II-specific.